Molecule: messenger RNA, 6748 nt
Organism: Oncorhynchus tshawytscha (Chinook salmon)
Lineage: Eukaryota; Metazoa; Chordata; Actinopteri; Salmoniformes; Salmonidae
Product: potassium voltage-gated channel subfamily KQT member 5-like
Exons: 16
Coding region: 1092-4247 (1051 amino acids)
Biological process (GO): potassium ion transport; transmembrane transport
Cellular component (GO): membrane
Molecular function (GO): voltage-gated potassium channel activity
Source: RefSeq, a predicted model, not a curated record
AAGAGUGUGACCUAGUCACAAGCGCAAAAAGUUCAAAUAAACGUAUUUACAUAAACGAAAAAUGAGGACAGAAAAUCGUAUUUGAAACGAAAGUAAACGAACAUGGACAUCAGACCGACGACACUUUGGCCACGGAUGAAUCUCGUUGUAAUUGUCAAUGCCCAUAUUCAGCGCUACAUGAGAGUCUACAAUCCGACAAUCUGGGACACCGUGAGUAGGAGGGAGGACAGUGAGGAACUGGAUUUACCCGAUGUGUAUAUCUGCUUUUGACGCGAGUUAGUUUCUUGUUUUGGAUGACCGCUUAUUCACCCGCCUUUAAAAUGGAAGUGUAAAAGCCUACACGCGCUUAAUUGGAGUUUAUUCCAUAGGAGCCCGUUGAUAUUUUAGAGGUGAGGUCGCAGUGUGUGAUUAUAUCGAGGCAGUGUUUCCGAAUACAGAUUAUUACAUUUAUCCCGAAUAGAUUUUCCUCAGCACUGCACAUGCAUGUCACCCGGCUCUGCUGAAGCUUCACAUCGAUUCCAUGUUAGCCAUGGGCUUGUUGGUGCUCUCUAAUACCACAUACUUGGUUUCUGAGUGAUUAAGCAUUCUAGACAACUGCCGUGUCAUGAUUGAAGACGCGCGCAGUGAAGAACCAAACAAAGUGCCACAAUUCGGAAAGCUAGCUCGCACCUGGUUCAGAAACAUCAAUCCUCUUGUCUGUCUGUGCAAAUCCUGAGCCGCGUGGAUAUUACAUAUCAAAGUCAGAGAAAGAGAAGGGGGGAGGGAGUUAGUGUCGGGUGAUUUCCUCCCCUCGCCAAAUUUCUGUCCGGGAGUCGUUGACACUCCUUCAUAACCCUGCUCUUUCGCGCCUCGCGCAGAUGGCCAAAGCGCCGUGGGCACAGAAGUCUCCAAACCCCAGAAUUCUACUUACCGCACCGAACCCCAGUAGACCACCGAGAUAGAGGAUGAGACCAUAAAAUAGCCUAGUGUUAAUUGUAGUUAUUUCAAUGAAUUUAUGAAUAUAGCCGUAUGGUCUUUGUGCAAACUCAUCUACACUCUAUGUGCACGUCCCCGGUACCAGCUGCACAUCCCCAGCCGGCGUUGGUGAUGCCAUGCCCCGCAACCACAGUGGCGAUGAGGCAGGUACUGGGCUCUGGAUGAAAACCUCACCAGGGCGUCGGGCUCAGGACUACGGGUUGAAAGAUGUGGAGUCUGGACGGAGGAUGAUGAACAACGCGGUUCGAGUCGGAGACAGGAUGCUUUCGCUGGGCCCUGCAGGUGCAGACAGCGCGGAGAGGCAAAAGGGCGCCCGGAUGAGUUUGCUCGGGAAGCCGCUCAUCUACAGCGCGCAGAGCGGGCGCAGGAAUGUGCGCUACCGGCGUCUGCAGAAUUACCUCUACAAUGUGCUGGAGAGACCCAGGGCAUGGGCGUUCAUCUACCACGCCUUCGUGUUCAUCUUGGUGUUUGGCUGUCUGGUCCUGUCAGUGUUCUCCACAAUCCCUGCCCAUCAAGACCUGUCCAACCACUGUCUGCUCAUCCUGGAGUUUGUGAUGAUCGUGGUGUUUGGGCUGGAGUACAUCAUCAGGAUAUGGAGCGCAGGCUGCUGCUGUCGCUACAGGGGAUGGCAGGGACGCCUCCGCUUUGCCAGGAAACCCUUCUGUGUCAUAGACAUAAUUGUCCUCAUAGCUUCCAUUGCUGUGGUGUCCGCUGGUAGCCAAGGUAACAUCUUUGCCACCUCAGCAUUGCGUAGCCUUCGCUUCCUGCAGAUCCUGCGGAUGGUGCGUAUGGACCGCAGAGGGGGCACUUGGAAACUACUGGGAUCUGUAGUCUAUGCACACAGUAAGGAGUUGGUGACAGCCUGGUACAUUGGGUUCCUGGUGCUCAUCUUCUCUUCGUUCCUGGUCUACCUCGUGGAGAAGGAGUUCAACAAAGACUUUGCCACCUAUGCCGAUGCUCUGUGGUGGGGCACGAUCACCCUGACAACUAUCGGUUAUGGAGACAAGACUCCUCAGACAUGGACAGGUCGUCUGAUCUCAGCUGGCUUUGCUCUGAUGGGAAUCUCCUUCUUCGCCCUGCCUGCCGGUAUCCUGGGCUCAGGUUUUGCCCUGAAGGUACAGGAACAGCACAGACAAAAACACUUUGAGAAGAGGAGGAACCCAGCAGCCAGCCUCAUCCAGUGUGUCUGGCGUAGUUAUGCUGCUGAUGAGAACUCGGUUUCCAUAGCUACCUGGAAGCCUCAUUUGAAGGCGUUGCAUACCUGCAGUCCUGCAAAGAAAGAACAGGGCGAGACAACUAGCAGUACAAAGUUGAGCUUUAAGGAGCGGGUACGGAUGGCAAGCCCUCGCGGCCAGAGCAUGAAGAGCCGCCAGACAUCCAUCAACAAUGACCGACGCUGUUCCCCAGGCAACGAUGUGGCGGGCGCUAACACGGGAACCAGCCCUGCUAAGGUGCAGAAGAGCUGGAGCUUCAAUGACCGCACACGCUUUAGACCCUCCCUGCGCCUCAAGAGUCAAUCACGCACCGCGCCCUCCGAGGUGGACACAGGAAUGGGGAAUGAUGACGCAUUCGGCGACAGAGUUUGCCACUGUGAUGUCACCGUGGAAGACCUAUCAGCUCCAUUGAAGGCUGUCAUCAGAGCCGUCAGGAUCAUGAAGUUUCAUGUGGCAAAGAAGAAGUUUAAGGAGACUCUGCGCCCGUAUGAUGUGAAAGAUGUGAUAGAACAGUACUCUGCAGGACACCUGGAUAUGCUCUGCAGAAUCAAGAGUCUACAGACUAGGCUGGACACCAUAGUGGGUCCUCCUCAGCAGCUGCUGAGUCCCAGAGUCAAGACCUUUUCCUCCCCCUCCCUGCACUUAUAUUACAACCAGGCCAGGAGGAAGUCCAUGCCAGGGACGAAGUCUGUCCCAGGACUGGCCACUGGACUGGGUCCCACACUGGGCAGCAAACCUGGGAACAUGUCCUCCCCCUCCCUGCAAUUAUAUUACAGCCAGGCCAGGAGGAAGUCCACCCCAGGGAUGAAGUCCCCAGGGGUGGAUCAGAUACUGGGUAAGGGCCAAAUCCCCAUCGACAAGAAGAUCAGGGACAAGCUGCACCCUGACAGGGAUACUCUGGAGGACAUGAGCAUGCUGGGACGUGUGUGUAAGGUGGAAAGACAGGUGACGUCCAUAGAGUCAAAGCUGGACUCUCUGCUGGAUGUGUACAGGCAGGUGUUACAAAAUGGUUCGUCUGCCCUCACCCUCUCCUCCCUGCCCCUGUUCGAGCUGGAGCACCAAACCUCCGACUACCGAAGCUCCAUCCUCAGCAAGGACCUGUCCUCUGGCUCCCCCCAGGGAGGGGAGGGCAGAGGGGGGCAUGAAAGUGGUGGGGGGAUGUCCCGGUCAACAACAGGCCAUCUCUCCAGGGGCCUCCAGCUCAUCCUGGCUCCCAGCGAGCUCACCCUCAACACCUGCCCCCCAUCCUACCCUGCCUCCACUGCAUCCCUCACGCCCUCGCCUCUCCUGCCGCCUGACAGCCCCUACCCGCUCCUCACCACACCCAGUAGUUUCCCCAGGCGAGCGCACUUCCCUGACCUCCCGCCCCCUCCACCAUCCGCUGGUGCUGCCACCCUUCAGCUGCCCCCCAUGGGCCCCCAGCAAAGACGUCCCCUCAGCCCCACCCAAGAUGCUACACGAGGGGGUAGGCUGGAGCAGAGCUCAGGCCUCUCUAUGGUGGUGGGCUCCGGGGUGGACCAUGGAGAGGAGGGGGACAGAGAGGGUGGACAUAGCUGGGGCAGGGUGCAGCUGAGGGGGAAGCCCCAUUUGAGGGAGGAGGGCCCCUGGAGGAGGCACAUGAGCCUGGAGGUGGACCCCAUGCUGCUGCUUUCCUCUGGAUGUGAUGGCAAGCCCUCGGAGCAGGAACAGGGGCUGGGGAAGUCCCUGUCGGCACAUAACCUCACCCAGACAUCUGCAGACAACCUUCCUAACCUGUCCUCCCCCCUCGGCAACAGUAGAAGUUCUAGUGACGACUUCCAUGGCGACCCCGACGCUAGCAACUGGGGCAAGACAGACCUUUUCAUCACCGGCCGUGACCUGGAACCGCAGGAGGACCAGUUUGAUUUCCUGUCCCAGGGGAGUGACUUCCUGUCCCAUCCCACAGCGGACGGUACUGGCUGCUUGGACGUUCUGCGGACUGAAGAUGGGGGGUCCUUAAGCAGUCUGACUGGUCUCCGCACCCACACAACGGGCAGUGCAGAGUCCCUCAACCAGCCUACCCACGUACGACUAAAAUAACUCUUCCAUAGGAGUGAAUAAGAUAAACCCUCCCCCCAACACAUACAUUACCAAUAUUACCACUGGACAAACAACAAAUAUAAUUGCAACUGUUGAUUAUAACUCUGUUUUUAAGAGAUGGGGGGAGGGGGGUUCUCACUCCUUUCAAUCAAAGAUUUCAGGCACCCUUUAUACUCUCAUACAUAUCAUUGCAUGGACUAUUUCGAAUUUCCUAAAACAGGAACAAGCAGAGAAACUAACAGGGGGAGGGGAGAUAGGGGAGGAAGAUUGGACAAAAGAGAGGAUGGUCAGAAAGUGUUAAUGUUUGCUCUCUCGGCUAUGCAUGACCACUGCAUGUCUAAACCGCACUUUGGGGUCGAGAGCAUUCAAGCCCUGGAAACACAGUCAUGAUGGCUGAGCCCAACCUCAUAAGUCCACAUUUCACCUGUUUAUCUGCAUGUUCCAGUAAUGUAUCCUCCAAACCCUUGGGAGGCAAUUAUGAGCAGUCAGCAAUUAUUACCCAAAUAUAGAAAAUGUCGUAAAUAGAUAAUACAAUAAAUAAUUUGAUAAUGACAUAAGAUAAUCCUACUGAUGUAAAGUUGUCAAAACAUUUUUUUUAAAUACAUUUUACAAUCUUGUGUGGCCACAUGAUUUUGAUGACAAAUCCAAUAUGCUGAUUGGGUGCUCUAAUCUGACAAGGCCAGUAGGAUUCAGUAUUUUCACUUUUAAAGGCAUUUGAGUGAAAGACAAACGGCAGCCAAAUAAGAUCAGUUAUUACUAUGGCACUGUAGAUGGUGAAACAAGGCUGUGGAACACUGCAGUUGUCGGUCACAAUAAACACUACAGAAUUCAGGGUUCCUUGUCGUACAGCUCAUGAGCCCACAGUAUUCCCUUCUGUUACUAGCUGGUUGACAGGGGACACUUCAAACUUUUAAAAUAAAUACAGUAUAUCUCCUCAAAGUGGAUGAACAUUAGUCUAUGACAGGUUGGGGACAUCUCUACAAAUGGUUAGCCAGCCUACACAUUGUCAGUAGCUAUAAUGAUCAGAACUUGUUACAGACUUGCCAUGGCACAGUUGAGCGGUGUGAGAGUAAGUCAGAGGAGUUGGAUCAUAAAUACAGGGAGAGAGGACCUGAUCCACCAUGUUUUAGUCCCCUUAAAGUGGUGGUAUGUGAGCCUACAAGCCUGGCACUUCCAAUAGAGCACACAGGAUCUUUUGUCUAGAGAAGGCCACUGGUCUUGUGUGUCUACUGUCCAACCAAUGUCAUCCCUAAUGAUGCUGUCCAUAGAGAUACACAGACAGGAAAGUAAUGAACAAGCCAUGUUGUAAGUGGAUGGAAAAUAUGGCAACAAGUCUGCUGUCAACUUCUGAAUGUGAUUUGUCUGUUGUUUGCAUGUCCCACUGCCUUACGAGGCAGUAGCACUGCUGACUGCCACUCAGCCUGAACACAGACGACUGCUCUUGAAUGAGAAUAUGCACAAACUGUGUUAGACAUCUUUAUUUUCUCUAUGUUGCACCUUUUUGUUGUUGAAGGAGAGAGGCACAGCAGUCUUAUAUGUAUUCUGUCGAGUUAACGAUGACAGCUUCCAUUCAACAUGUUUGUUUAUGUUUUUAUUUCGUUUUUUGAUUGGUGCAUAGGUGCAUUGGCUUAGCUGAUUAGCAAUUAUACUGUAUAAUGUGUAUAUUUUAUGUUCAUAUGUGUGACGUGACCAGCAAAAUCUAUAUAGCUGUGUGUUACAAUGGGAUUUUGUAUGAAAAUGGCCCGAGUUGGUACGAUAAAUGCACAACUGAAAGCACAAUUGUUUGGAGACGUUGGAACCUACAUAUGUGACUGGUGGUGUUAUUCUCUGUAAUGAAAUGUUUUCCAGAUACAUAAUCAAAAAACUGCGCUACAGACAGGAAGUACUUGUACAGAGGACAGAUGCAUUGGAGGCAGGACUGAAUAUUGAAUCCACUUGGAUAACCAUGGAGUUAUGAACUCUUUCAUAAUAUCAUGCUUGGUCUAAAAGUCUGAAGUUAUUAUAAUGUUUACUUCACUGACAUUAAUAGUUCAUUUCCCUCAGUUGAUUCUGGAAAUGGUCGUUCCAUGGGAUUUCAAUCACUUUCUGACUGCACCCCUUUUGAUUUGAGCGAAACCUUCCGUACAUGUUUGUCCAUGUGAGAAGUGGUCAGAAAGGGACUUUUUGGUCCUGAAUGCCAAAAUAUUCAGGAUCUAGAGAUGCUCAAAGUUGACACAUUUUGCAUAUCCCCUCCUACCAUGAGGCAUCCAUGUCUUCAUCACUGAAUAAGAUAAACGGUUGAGUUUGACAUCAUUUGAAAGCUUACAAACAGGGUUAUCCAACUGUUAUAUGAUUUAUUGAAAGAAAGCUUUUAAAAUAAAAAUGAUGUCCUUUUUUUAAGCUUUAACAUAAGUCAUCUAAAAACACGUCAAUUCAGAUUUUAUUUUCAUGUUCAUAUACAGUACCAGUCAAAAGUUUGGACACACAAGGGUUUUUCUUUAUUUUUACUAUUGUCUACAUUG